Molecule: messenger RNA, 928 nt
Organism: Serpula lacrymans var. lacrymans S7.9
Lineage: Eukaryota; Fungi; Basidiomycota; Agaricomycetes; Boletales; Serpulaceae
Exons: 5
Coding region: 45-752 (235 amino acids)
Biological process (GO): tubulin complex assembly; post-chaperonin tubulin folding pathway; cytoplasmic microtubule organization
Cellular component (GO): nucleus; cytoplasm; microtubule plus-end
Molecular function (GO): alpha-tubulin binding; microtubule plus-end binding
Source: RefSeq, a predicted model, not a curated record
GGCCACAUUAUCAUGAUCCAGCCUAAUCGUUCUACGCUCAAGUAAUGUCACCCAGUACUGUCAACGUCUUCGUAGUCUCCCUCGAUACGCGCUCAGAGCGUCGUUUUGACCUUCAUAUCACAGUCGAGCAGCUUAAAGCAAAGCUUGAACUUAUAACUGGGGUACCAGUGCCCAACCAGCAGAUCUCGGUAUGCGAUGGCAACGAUGAAUCUCACAUCGUCGUUGGUCUGGAUGAGGACAAUAGAUCGCUUGGUUUCUAUGGAGUAAGAGAUUGGCAGAUUCUAAAAGUCACAGAUACCAAUCCAUCCGUUUCACUCACAGGCCAGUUGACCGAUGUUUCGCAAGUCGAAAAAUUUGAGCUAAGUAAGGAGGCUUAUGCUGAGCGACAAGACAGUGUUCUCGCAUACAAGCAACGAAACAAAGUGGGGCGUUUUGCACCAAAAGUCGAGUCCGCGAACACACCUGUACCGCGAGUCGAUAUCCCUGUCGGUUCACGAUGUGAAGUAGAGUCAGCGGAAGAUAAUUUUCACAAGCGUGGCACUGUAAGAUUCGUAGGGCAGACAGCUUUCGCCCCAACAGGCAUUUGGGUGGGCAUAGAGUAUGACGAACCAAUUGGAAAGAAUGAUGGCUGUGUUCAAAGACAACAGUACUUCACUUGCGGUCCAAGUCACGGCGUGUUUGUUCGUCCGGAUAGAGUUUUAAUUGGCGAUUUCCCUCCUGAAGAAAUAGACUUUGAUGACGAAGAGUUGUAACUCUCGCAAAAAAACCGCCUUGCGUGGUGCAUAAUCUCGGUCGUGAAAACAGCGGGACAUUUCUUCAUGUUUGAUUUACCUUAGAUAGGGUUCGAAGCAUCGGAUGGUGAUUGUUACUUGGCUCUUGAUUAUUGCUACUGUAUAUCCAGAACAGUCAAAAGGUUGAAUGCCGUUCA